UAUUCAGCGAAAAACUGGAGAAUGCACGAAAAAACACAUUCACAGCUAGUUUAAGUUUAAACGAUGAGGAGUUUGUUUACAAUGUUGGUUGUGAUAUUGAGCAUUUUUUAAAGAAACGACUGAGCAAUGGUGUGUUGCUCUUUCCACCUGUAAGCAAUUAUCGCCGUUAUCUCAUACACCAAACAUGUGAGAACUAUCGCCAGCAUUACGAUCUCUUCACAUUCUCAGUGGGGCAGGGCGCUCAACGACGCACGGUGCUCUGCUUUCGGAAUCAAUUAGUGGAUCCGCAAGGCUUUGAAGCGCGCAGGCAACAGCAGCAGCCCACGCCAGUUAAAAAUUGGCGCAGUAACGGGCAGAGUGGUCAUCUAAAUAACGGUAGCAGUGGCAGAAGCAGCAGUGGAAGCCGCAAACGCGAACAGGAGCUUUGCAAAAUGGGAGUAAAAAAGCAUAUCAGCGAAGCGCGCUUGAGCAAAUCAAACUCUGUCGAUCUCUAUCGACCGCCAGCGCUCAGAAAUAACAGUAACGAAGAUGCGACGGCGACGGCAACUGCGGCAACAACAGCUACAACAAUAACAGCUACCUCAGCGCCGGCAGCAGCAGAAACAACAAGCGCCGACGCUGUCAAAGCACUGGACAGUGAGCCCAAACAGCAGCAGCAACAGCAACCGUCUCCGCCACAGCAGCAACAGCAACAGGUUAAUGCAGGGCGUCGAGAGCGUCGUCCGGAUCGGGCUGUUUAUGUGCCAAGGGCACGACGCAGUCAAACAACGCCACCGACAACAACAACAACUGCAACAUCAGCAGCGACGCCAGCUGCAGCAGCGACUGCGACUGCGACAACCUUGUCUACGUGCAAUCCACAAACGUUGGAAGCAACACCGCCAACAGUUGCAGAAACGCACUCGUCCAAGUCGGACGAUACAAACGGCCAACUUCAACAGCAACAACAAGCCAAGCCCAAGAAGACAAGGUCGCAUCGAGAGCGCAGGGAACGUGAACGCAGCAAGAAAACUCAUUUACAGGAAAAACCCACGGAUGCCACGAUACUUGUAAUAUCAAGCAGCGAGUCAGCACCCAAAGCGACUGAAAUUAACGUAACGCCGACGAACAGCAACAGCAGUAUUUGUGAUACGGGUUCGACCAUCAUGAGUUGCGCUAAUGGAACAAAAUCUGGUAAUGGCAGCAAGUCCAAAAGCAAAACGUCACCACCGCCGCUUCGCAUCGAAGAUGUGGGCGCAGUAAGCAAUUCAAAAUCAGCUGAGGAUGCCACCAACAAAUGUGAUAAUGAUGUGCGCGAGCUACAGCGUGCCUCAAAGGAAAUCAAUCGCAGCAAUCGACGCAUCAUGAAACAAACCUUUGUAUCGGAUGUACUGGAGAUACCCGAGAAGAAAAACAAUAACAACAACAACGCUGUUGUUGAGCCGCAGAACUAUCAAACAUUAUUUAGUCAGGCAAAUACCCAUAAUAAUACUAGAACACCAUUUGCCCAACCACCGGUGGAUAGCACCACCGAAGGCGAGGAAGACGAUGACGAGGAGGAGGACGAAGACGACUGGGAGAACAUGUACGAUGAAAGCGGUGAUUGUUUGGAUCCAAAGAUCCUGCAAGAACUUACCGAUACCGUCGGCAAAUGCAAAAUAGAACUCCCCAAAAUGGACUAUAGCACCUUCCACAUAAAGCAGUCGCUGCUCAAUGAGGAGGAGUACCCACAUGUGCUGGAAGUAUCAAAUUUUCCUGUUGAAUUCAAAACACCCGACUUGCUCAUGCUCUUCUCGCAGUACAAGGGCACUGGUUUCGAUAUUAAAUGGGUGGAUGAUACUCAUGCAUUGGCUGUGUUUAGCAGUUCCCGAAUUGCUGCUGAGGUUCUGACCAUGGGUCAUCCUUUUGUCAAAUUAAAGCCCCUUGCCGAGGCCACUCUGGAAUCACGUCUGAAGGCCAAAAAGUGUGCCGGUUCUCUUGAACCCUACCGCCAACGACCAGCGACUUGCACAGCCCUGGCUCGACGACUGGUGUCGGGCGCCUUAGGCGUAAAGCUACCAACUGCACCUCAAGAGCGGGAAAACGAACGGCGUGUAUUGCGUGAAGCCAAAGAACGUAAACUUUUAGCUGCCAAACAACGCGACGAGGCCUGGGAAAGCUAGAGAGGAUGCAUGAUGAUUAAUGAUGCAUUUUGCCGGCAUUUUGCGCAACGCCACAUGCAACACCCACAAUAUUUUCUCAAUCAAAGCUAGUAACUAGAAAUCAGAAAUCAGAACUUAGUAUAUGCUUAUUCAUGUACUUUUAAGUGUUUGCUUUUCGUGCAAUUCAUACAAAUUUUGCUCAAUUUGUUAUAAGUAUAAGGUAUAUGCAUUACGUUAUAAGAGAGAAAGUAUCUAUAUAUUUAUUUGUCUUAGUAUGUAACUACACACUAUAUAUAUACAUUUAAGCCCAUGCAUACACAUACAACAAAAGAAGCAACACACACACACUCAUAAGUAUGUAUGGCGUACAAAAGUGCUGUUUGAACUCUAGGCGUAAAUUGUAAUUUUUAAGCGCAAUCAAGAUUUUUAAAUAUACAUACAUAUAUAUUUUAAUAAAGUUUACAGCGCGUAAGCACCCAA
Messenger RNA from Scaptodrosophila lebanonensis, 2600 nucleotides. Its product is annotated as R3H and coiled-coil domain-containing protein 1. NCBI's taxonomy places the organism in Eukaryota, Metazoa, Arthropoda, Insecta, Diptera, Drosophilidae. The coding region runs from base 432 to 2141 and encodes 569 amino acids. The transcript has 10 exons. Gene Ontology annotation, molecular function: nucleic acid binding. The record is from RefSeq and is a predicted model, not a curated record.